Molecule: messenger RNA, 873 nt
Organism: Mangifera indica (mango)
Lineage: Eukaryota; Viridiplantae; Streptophyta; Magnoliopsida; Sapindales; Anacardiaceae
Product: transcription factor MYB8-like
Exons: 3
Coding region: 1-873 (290 amino acids)
Biological process (GO): regulation of stomatal movement
Source: RefSeq, a predicted model, not a curated record
AUGGUGAAGGCUCGAUAUAGUGGCGAUACAUCCGAUCUGAAAAGAGGCUUAUGGAGUCCUGAAGAAGACCAGAAACUGAUAGGUUAUAUCAGAAGAUAUGGCAUUUGGAGUUGGACUGAGAUGCCAAAACCUGCUGGUUUGUUGAGAACUGGGAAGAGUUGCAGACUGCGUUGGAUGAAUUACCUAAGGCCAGGUAUUAAGCAUGGAAACUUCACUCAAGAAGAAGAAGAAAUCAUAAUCCAGAUGCAUCAAGAACAAGGAAAUCGGUGGUCCACUAUCGCAGCAAGGCUUCCUGGAAGAACAGACAAUGAGAUUAAAAAUUACUGGCACACCCGCUUGAGUAAGAAAUACUUGAAGAACAAUCCGUUUCCAAAGACUGGCUUGAAAAUCGAAGACGAUCAGAAUAAUCCAUCCGAAGUCGAUUCCAUAUUUCCCAAUGCUCCAAAAGCAUCCAAUUCGGAUGGCUACAAUGAGUCUCCAAUGUCCUCAGAGCUAUCCAUUGAUGAUUAUAUUUCCUCAAGCGCCUCUGAUCCCUCUGGUGAAAUUUACGAAAUCCAGACCACAGAAGAGAACAUCGGUUCAUCUGAAACAUACGGGGAUUUCCAAAGUCUUUUGGAGCUGUCUUUUUCAAUGGAAAACCUGUACGUAUUGGAAGGUUUUGGGGCUACUGUUCAGGGAGACUUUUCAAAGGAAGAACCACAAAUUCUUUUGGAGCAAACAUUUUCAAUGGAGGGUUCAGACGUGAUGGGAGGUUAUGAGGCUAUUCCAUCCCAUGGAAUUGAAGUAUCAACUUCUCAGUGGGGGUUCCAAGAGGGUCAAUAUCUAUUUCCUUCCAACUGUGAAGGUGGCACUGUUUUUGGCCCCAAUUUUUAA